Mirounga angustirostris (Northern elephant seal) is the source of this 1362-nucleotide messenger RNA. RefSeq names its product homeobox protein MSX-2-like. Gene Ontology annotation, biological process: regulation of transcription by RNA polymerase II; embryonic morphogenesis. Gene Ontology annotation, molecular function: RNA polymerase II transcription regulatory region sequence-specific DNA binding; DNA-binding transcription factor activity, RNA polymerase II-specific. NCBI's taxonomy places the organism in Eukaryota, Metazoa, Chordata, Mammalia, Carnivora, Phocidae. Gene Ontology annotation, cellular component: nucleus. The record is from RefSeq and is a predicted model, not a curated record. The transcript is spliced from 5 exons.
AUGGCAGACAAAGCGGUUGGGAAUUCUGAAGGAGACUGUGGAGGGCCCAGAUUUACAGGCAAACCAAGAAUGAACUUUAUCCUGAAGCACUAUGGGGAAAAAAGGAGUAUGGGAAUUGAGGAUGAACCACUAAGGAGUAGUAAUCUAGUAAUCUCUACACCUAACGUGCGGCUUGAACUCAAGGACCUGAAGAUCAAGAAUCACAUGCUCUUGAGACUGAGCCAGCCAGGAAGGUCCAAAUCUACAUCAAGUUCACACUUUUCCGUCUCUGUGGUGUUCUGGGGAAGAGUAAGUGGUGUGUCAUCCGGCAAUGAGGUGAAGCCAUGCAGACGUGAUGGCACCAUCUUUCAACAGACGACAAACUCCUGGAAGGCAAGAGCCUUCAAUUCUGAUUCAAUAGGUCUGGGCUGGGAGCUGGGAUUCUUUGCUACCAAGAUCCCAGGUUAUGCUGAUUCUGCUGGUCCAAAGGCCAAACUGAUGAACAAGGGAGAUCACUGGCAUGGAUGCCGGAGACCAAACAUAGUUAGACCUCUAAAGAGAAAGCGGGCCUCAGAAUUCUUGCACGGGGAGUUGCGCGCGGGAAGCCACGUAGGGCAGAGAAGCCAGGAGGGCCCGGCGAUGGUGGUGGGCCUCCCGGGGCCUGGGGCAGCAGAGGGGGCCGCCGAGGAGCGCCGCGUCAAGGCCUCCAGCCUGCCCUUCAGCGUGGAGGCGCCCAGGUCGGACAAGAAGCCGCCCAAAGAGGCGUCCCCACUGCCAGCCCCAAGCGCCUCCGCCAGGGCCACCCUGCGGCCACGGCUACUGCCUGGACACGGCGCCCGAGAAGCUCACAGCCCCGGGCCGCCGGUCGAGCCCUUCGAGACCGUCUCGGUCAAGUCGGAAAACUCCGAAGACGGAGCCGCUUGGAUGCAGGAAGCCAGCAGACACUCGCCGCCGCCAGGACACAUGAGCCCCACCGCCUGCACCCUGCCGAAGCACGAGACCAGUCGGAAGCCCAGGACGCCCUUCACCACGUCCCAGCUCCUGGCUCUGGAGCGCAAGUCCCGCCAGAAACAGCACCUCUCCAUUGCAGAGCGUGCAGAGUUCUCCAGCUCUCCGAACCUCACACAGACCCAGGUCAAAAUCUGGUUCCAGAACCGAAGGGCCGAGGGUUAAAGACUGCAGGAGGCAGAACUAGAAAAGCUGAAAAUGGCUGCAAAACCUAUGCUGCCCUCUGGCUUCAGCCUCCCUUUCCCCAUCAACUCGCCCCUGCAAGCAGCAUCCAUAUAUGGAGCCUCCUACCCUUUCCAUAGACCUGUGCUCCCCAUCCCGCCCGUCGGACUCUAUGCGACGCCAGUGGGAUAUGGCAUGUACCAUCUAUCCUAA